This is a messenger RNA of Globicephala melas (long-finned pilot whale), 5776 nucleotides long. RefSeq names its product diacylglycerol kinase iota (gene DGKI). Lineage: Eukaryota; Metazoa; Chordata; Mammalia; Artiodactyla; Delphinidae. The record is from RefSeq and is a predicted model, not a curated record. Gene Ontology annotation, molecular function: ATP-dependent diacylglycerol kinase activity; protein binding. Gene Ontology annotation, cellular component: nucleus. Gene Ontology annotation, biological process: regulation of synaptic transmission, glutamatergic; intracellular signal transduction; lipid phosphorylation.
GCCGCGGAUGGAUGCUGCGGGAAGGGGCUGCCAUUUGCCGCCCCUGCCAGCGGCGCGCAGACCUGUUCGCUCUCCGGCGGUGGCGGCCGCCGUCAGCGCUGUUCGUCUGUCCGGCUUUUGCAGCGGCGCCGCCUCGGCUCCCUCCGCGGCCGCCGGAGCGGUCGCCAUGAACCCCAGCUCCUCGGCGGCAGAGGAGAAGGGGGCAACGGGCGGCAGCAGCAGCAGCGGAAGCGGCGCCGGGAGCUGCUGCCUGGGCGCCGAGGGCGGUGCGGACCCGAGGGGCGCGGGGGCAGCGGCGGCGGCAGCGGCGGCGGCUGGGGCCGCUGCCCUGGAAGAGCCCGGGGCCGCCGGCCCGAAAGAGAAGGACGAGGCGCUGGAGGAGAAGCUGCGGAACUUAACUUUCCGGAAGCAGGUCUCUUACAGGAAAGCAAUCUCCCGGGCGGGCCUGCAGCACCUGGCCCCUGCACAUCCCCUCAGCAUUCCUGUGGCAAACGGGCCAGCGAAGGAGCCCAGAGCGACUCUGGACUGGAGUGAAAAUGCCGUGAAUGGAGAGCACCUGUGGCUGGAGACCAACGUCUCGGGAGACCUGUGCUACCUGGGGGAGGAGAACUGCCAAGUCAGAUUUGCAAAAUCAGCUCUCAGGAGGAAGUGUGCGGUCUGUAAGAUCGUCGUCCACACCGCCUGCAUCGAACAGCUAGAAAAGAUUAAUUUCCGAUGUAAACCAACAUUUCGAGAAGGGGGCUCAAGAUCACCGAGAGAAAAUUUUGUGCGUCAUCACUGGGUACACAGGCGUCGGCAGGAGGGAAAAUGUAAGCAGUGUGGUAAGGGCUUCCAGCAAAAAUUCUCCUUCCACAGUAAAGAGAUUGUGGCUAUCAGCUGUUCCUGGUGCAAGCAGGCGUUUCACAAUAAGGUGACCUGCUUCAUGCUGCACCAGAUUGAGGAACCCUGCUCCCUGGGGGCUCACGCUGCUGUUAUUGUCCCGCCCACCUGGAUCAUUAAGGUGAAGAAACCUCAGAACUCGCUGAAGGCUUCAAAUCGGAAGAAGAAGAGAACAAGCUUUAAAAGAAAAGCCAGUAAAAGAGGAACUGAAGAAAACAAAGGUCGUCCUUUUGUGAUAAAACCUAUCUCUUCUCCUCUCAUGAAACCUUUGCUUGUGUUUGUCAACCCCAAGAGUGGAGGCAACCAGGGAACCAAGGUCAUGCAGAUGUUCAUGUGGUACCUGAACCCACGGCAAGUCUUUGAUCUUUCUCAGGAAGGGCCAAAAGACGCGCUUGAAUUAUAUAGGAAAGUACCAAAUCUGCGGAUUCUGGCCUGUGGUGGGGAUGGAACGGUGGGCUGGAUCCUUUCCAUUCUGGAUGAACUGCAGCUGAGCCCUCAACCUCCGGUUGGGGUCCUUCCUCUGGGGACCGGGAACGACCUGGCUCGAACUCUCAACUGGGGAGGGGGCUACACUGAUGAACCUGUUUCUAAGAUCCUUUGCCAAGUAGAAGAUGGGACGAUUGUACAGCUAGAUCGCUGGAACCUCCAUGUGGAAAGAAACCCAGACUUGCCUCCAGAAGAACUUGAAGAUGGCGUGUGUAAGCUUCCUCUGAAUGUUUUCAAUAAUUACUUCAGCCUCGGAUUUGAUGCCCACGUCACACUGGAGUUCCAUGAAUCCAGAGAAGCAAAUCCAGAGAAAUUCAACAGUCGUUUUCGAAAUAAAAUGUUCUAUGCAGGGGCAGCUUUUUCUGAUUUCCUCCAGAGAAGCUCUAGAGAUUUAUCCAAGCAUGUUAAAGUUGUCUGUGAUGGAACAGAUCUCACCCCAAAGAUUCAGGAACUGAAGUUCCAGUGUAUAGUAUUUUUAAAUAUACCCAGAUAUUGUGCUGGCACAAUGCCUUGGGGGAACCCAGGAGAUCACCAUGACUUUGAACCUCAGCGUCAUGACGAUGGUUAUAUUGAAGUCAUUGGAUUCACCAUGGCCUCUCUGGCUGCCCUGCAAGUCGGGGGCCACGGAGAAAGGCUGCACCAGUGUCGGGAGGUCAUGCUGCUAACUUACAAAUCCAUCCCCAUGCAAGUGGAUGGGGAGCCCUGUAGGUUGGCCCCGGCUAUGAUUCGGAUCUCGUUGAGGAAUCAGGCCAACAUGGUACAGAAGAGCAAGAGAAGGACGUCCAUGCCUUUACUCAAUGAUGUCCAUCAGGUGCAAGCUGCGGACCUGCGGAGAGUGUCUGCCCCCCCAGGCUCCUUCACCAUUCCCCAGUCUGUCCCAGACCGUCUGAGGAUCCGGGUGAACAAAAUCAGUUUACAAGACUAUGAAGGAUUCCACUAUGACAAAGAGAAGCUCCGGGAAGCUUCCAUCCCUCUGGGUAUUCUAGUUGUGCGUGGAGACUGUGAUUUGGAGACUUGCCGUAUGUACAUAGAUCGCCUGCAGGAGGACCUGCAGUCAGUUUCUUCUGGCUCCCAGAGAGUUCAUUACCAGGACCACGAAACCUCCUUCCCCAGGGCGCUCUCAGCUCAGAGACUCUCCCCACGGUGGUGCUUUCUAGAUGCUACUUCUGCUGAUCGCUUUUAUCGAAUAGACAGAGCUCAGGAACACUUGCACUUUGUGAUGGAGAUUUCUCAAGAUGAGAUUUUUAUUCUGGACCCAGAUAUGGUGUUGUCACAGCAGGCAGGGACACCCCCAGGAAUGCCUGAUCUGGUGGUGGAGCAAGCCUCCGGAAUGACAGACUGGUGGAAUCCUGCCCUCCGGAAACGCAUGCUGAGUGACAGUGGGCUGGGAAUGAUAACUCCGUAUUACGAAGAAGACUCAGAUCUGAAAGAUUUCAGCCACUCCCGAGUGCUACAGUCACCAGUCUCUUCAGAAGAUCACGCAAUUUUGCAGGCAGUAAUAGCUGGUGAUCUUAUGAAGCUAAUAGAAAGCUAUAAAAAUGGAGGCAGCCUGCUAAUUCAGGGACCAGACCACUGUUCACUCCUUCACUACGCAGCUAAAACCGGCAACGGGGAGAUUGUGAAAUAUAUCCUUGACCACGGACCUUCUGAGUUAUUGGAUAUGGCAGACAGCGAAACGGGUGAGACCGCACUGCACAAGGCAGCUUGCCAGCGGAACCGGGCUGUGUGCCAGCUUCUGGUGGACGCAGGAGCAUCUCUGAGAAAGACGGACUCCAAGGGUAAGACACCUCAAGAGAGAGCACAGCAGGCUGGGGACCCGGAUUUGGCAGCCUACCUAGAAAGCCGCCAGAACUAUAAGAUCAUUGGCCAUGAGGACCUGGAAACUGCUGUUUGACCCUGGUAGACAGGCUGAGAGAAUCUGAACGAGCAUAUCACCUGUGCCCUCCUGGUGAUUGGGCAGCUCCCCUGGAAGAAGCUGAUGGAAUCCAUAAAUCUGUCUCUCUCCUGCAAGAAUCUAUCUGAGACCAUGCCACCAGUUUUAAGGGCUACCAAGAUGUACAACAGAACAUGAUAGCCCACUGAGGACGAGGCAGGAUACCUGGAGAUUUGUGGAAUACAGAUUCCACAAAAUUCGAUCCUUAUUGCUUCCAGCAAGUAGCAUGAACUUCUGUGUUCACCUGUAUAAUUUAUUUUAAAGAUUCAAGGAUGUCUGUAUAAAUGGCACUGCUCCCUCCGCCCCCUAUGCGUUCACCUUUCCCCCGUACCGCACAAUUCUCCUGUAAUGACCCAUCAAUUUAAAAAAUAUAUGAUAUGAUCGGUUCUCUUUACAUUCAGCCUUUGGAGACCAGAAGACUCUAAAGGUCUUUUCAAACCCUCUGGCUGUCCUGCAAAAAUAUAACCGUCAGACCGCUUCCAUUUCCACGACUAAACAUACCAAGACUACUUAGUGACCUUUGCAUGUCUCCUCUCCCCCUCCUUAAUCCCUUUUCGUCAUACAGGAGCUGGGGGGUGCCACAGAAAUAAUGUCAGCUUGUGUGCAAUAUCUCUGAGGCGUGGCAAGGUGGCAUGGGAGUUGUCUGGGCUCAGAGGUACCUCAGAGAGGGGACCCAGGGGUCAACCCAGGUGGCAGGGCUGUUGCCGAGAGCCACGGAGGACCGGCCCAGCUCGGGCUGUUGGUCCAGCUCCGUACUGCCUACAUGUAGCCAUCUUUGCCUUUUGCUGCAAUAGAGAUGAGCAACGGAUUCAACAACGGCCCACAGCUAGUUUGCAGAACCACUCAAUUUUAAGUGCUGCUGAACUUGCAGAGCAGAAAACCAUGUGUGGGAACUGUGGUUACAGGAAAUGGAGCGCUACGACAGCGUUUACUUUUAGGCUUUUUUGACUGAUAAUAGAAAGCAGGCUAAUCGACUGGAAAUAAAACAGCAAAAGCAAAAGUAGCAACAUAUGUCAAAAUAACUCACUUACUUAAGCAAGAAAACAGUCGCUGGAAUGUUGCACAGAGGCUAAAAGAUUCAGGUACAGUGGUGAGAGGGGGCCCAUUUUAGGUUUUCCUUCUAAGGUUUUGGUUUUCAUUACCCCAAGUAAGCCUUGUCCCAAGGACAAAGCCUUGUUUUAUGAGUUCCACUGCCAGAUUUCCGAGAUGCCUGGAUCUUUCUGAUGGAUGCCUCACCUGCUACUACUUGUCAGGUUCCAAGGUCACACCUGAUAGCACUAUAGCCCCAUAUCUCAUGUACAGGGUGGUCAAAUAUAUUCUUUUUUUCUGUUUCCCCUACCAGAAUGUUCUUAGUGCAGACUACUGUGGGAGUCUAGCCAGGAACAUCUUGCUGGCAGUAGAAUUACAGCUUCUAAUCCUACCACGGAUCAUUGGUACUUACAGGCACCUCUAUUAAGGACUCUAUGAUAACUAAAGUAUCAGGAGAAAAAGUCUUCUUUCACUGAAAAGAUCUACUUGACUUGGGUAUAAGGCAAAAGUGAAAGUGGGUGACCUUUUUGCUUUAAACUAAACCGAUGUCUUCUGAGCUUCUUCCAUUUAGUUCUUAGACAUAAAGUGUUUCCCUAGUGUUUCUGCAUGUAAACAUAAAUGACUGUCUCUCUACAUUUAAUUUAAAGCUUCAGCGGUGAUGCCUUGCUUGUCUGAACCACUUUUGGUCACGUAUCAUUUUGAAAGUACAAAGAUGAUAUAUACUGUAUUAGGCUGGAAUAGCCUCUCAGUGGAUGGGGUCUAAGUCUGUCCUUAGUUGUUUCAAAAUCAAACGGUUGGCGUUAUUUCCAGCUGUGGGAGAAUGGGUUGGUCGUGAGUAAUCUAUUUCCAUAUAUCAGUCUUAGAAAUGGAACUAUGUUUUGGGUUUUCUGGUGAGGGCAAAAGGGACUGGAGUAGAUUAUCUCCAGAAGCUAGAAGAAAGAAAAAAGCUCCAGGAGAAUUUGAUCACUGGGCUUCUGCUGGGAGUUUUCCAGUUGGUGGGACUGUCAAGGAGAUGUUGUGAUGACAGACAUAUAAUCCUUAUGACAGACUGGAAUCUGGCUUUGAAUGGUGCCUUCCAUUCCCCAGACUGAGCCAAGCACUUGGCUCUGCAGCCAGUUACCAGCUGCCAUUGCUGGGAUGAAGGACUCUGCUUUCACCAACUACCAUCUCAUAUUUCUCUGGUAUGCUUCAAAGCGGCCCAGAGAAAAUUGAGGGUACAGGUGGCUAUGGGCCAAUUCAAAUAGCUCCAACUGAAGUCAUACGUAAAUCCUCGAUAUGGAAAUAGAUGAGGUAAUGACUACUGUAGGGGUCCUGGUGCAUUUGGAAAUUCUUCCAAAGCAAAAAAAGAAAGACAUUAAUGUCCUAUGUUAUUGAUGGGGAAUGACAUAGGACCAAGGCAAACACCCAGAGAACUUAGGUUUUACAAAAAAAAAAAAAAAGCAUCAAAAA